AUGUCCAGCUCGAGCAGCAGGGCAAACUCGUCUGCCGGCGCCGCUCUGACGCCCAGCUCUCUGCCGUCACCAUCAUCGCCCUCGUUCUUACCCACUCCUGCGUCGUCGUCGUCUUCUUCCACCUCCUUCUCAUCGACGAUGACGACGACGACGACGGCGUCGAACGCAGCGCCGCUGGGUGACAGCGCAUCCUGGGCCGUCCUUCUCGUCGCUACUCUCGUCAAGCUGCUCCUCCUGCCUGCCUAUCGAUCCACGGAUUUUGAAGUCCAUCGCAACUGGCUGGCCAUUACCCACUCACUUCCAUUGCGACAAUGGUAUACUGAGGAUACCUCUCAAUGGACGCUGGACUAUCCGCCAUUUUUUGCAUGGUUUGAGUGGCUGAUGUCGCAGGUGGCUGUGCUCGUCGAUCCCGCCAUCGUCGUCGUGUCCAACCUUGAAUACGCCAGCUCGGCCACAGUCACCUUUCAGCGCCUCUCCGUCAUUGUGACAGACAUUGUUCUCUUCUACGGCAUAUGUCAACACAUUUCGAGGCAACAAAGACUUGUACAAGAGCUUCAUUGUUACGAUUUUUAUCGUCCUGAACGCGGGGUUGCUGCUGGUCGAUCACAUCCACUUUCAGUACAAUGGCAUUCUGAAUGGCGUCCUACUGCUGUCCAUCGCUGCCAUUCAAAAGGGACACGAUCUCAUUGGAGGCCUGUUGUUUGCCGUCCUGUUGAAUCUCAAGCACAUUUAUCUGUACCUCGCACCGGCGUACUUUGUGUUCUUGCUGCGGCACUACUGCUUUGCUGCAGCUUCAAGCGGCAGUCAGCUCGGACAGUUGCUCUCGCGCUUGUUUCCGUUCAAACGUGGGCUGUGCCACGCGUACUGGGCCCCGAACUUUUGGGCGCUGUAUUCGGCCCUGGACAAGGUCUUGAUUUAUGCCGGUCCUCGCCUUGGCCUCUGGCCCAUGCCCGAACACGUCACUGCAUCGAUGACUGGCGGCUUGGUGGGCGAUGUGUCUCACGUCGUGCUUCCCACGGUUCCGCCAGUUGCGACGAUGGUUUUGACUUUGCUGUUCAUGCUGCCCAUUCUCGUGGUGCUUUGGCGCCGCCCGACCAUGCCAAUGUUUUUGCGAAGCGUCGUUGUGUGCGCUUAUGCAUCCUUCCUCUUCGGUUGGCACGUGCACGAGAAGGCCAUUGUGAUGGUUGUUUUGCCAAUGAGGUAGGUGCCAUCCCGUGUGUUGUGAAGCUGCACACUGCACUCUUGCUCACACCCAAGCCUGUCCAUCGACCAGAGUUUUUCGUCAAGCACUUGAUUGUUCUCAGUUAUGUGCUGCUCGUGUAUUGCGCAUUACGUGUUCUCUUUCGUGGGCUCGCUCUGGAUCGGUCGUCGGGAUCGAGAGCUCCCUUCCGUCUCAAUCGGCUCGAGAAGGCGUACCUUUUUGGGUUUGCUGCUGUCGAGCUGUACACGGAAGUCCUGCACCCAAUAUUCCUUCCCAACUGGCUCCCCUUCCUUCCGCUGCUGCUCACAUCGGUGUACUGCAGUGCGGGCGUACACUACACCUUUGUGCGCUUUUACAACGAGUCCUUGCAUCACUGGCGAGCAAGCAACCUCAGCCCAACGCCGUCCAUUUCAACUUCCAACGCGUCCAAGCGGCACUCCUAG
This is a messenger RNA of Capsaspora owczarzaki ATCC 30864, 1644 nucleotides long. RefSeq names its product dolichyl glycosyltransferase. Gene Ontology annotation, cellular component: endoplasmic reticulum membrane. Lineage: Eukaryota; Filasterea; Ministeriida; Capsasporidae. Gene Ontology annotation, biological process: protein N-linked glycosylation. Bases 1 to 1644 code for a protein of 547 amino acids. The transcript is spliced from 10 exons. The record is from RefSeq and is a predicted model, not a curated record. Gene Ontology annotation, molecular function: dolichyl pyrophosphate Glc1Man9GlcNAc2 alpha-1,3-glucosyltransferase activity.